CCGUCGGUGGGUAUAAAAAGUAUUUUCACUGGUUGUAGCCAGUCAUUGCUCACUCAGCACUCAAGCCCCGAAAUCAUCCGCAAAAAUGAAGCUCAAAGCUGUCAGCAUCCUCUUGCUCUUCGCACUCUUGGGUGUUUCCUGCAUCCAGGCCGUUGUGGUCGGCCCCCAACAGUUGCACAACAACAACAAGAACGGCUAUCGCUAUAACGGUCCCGCCCACAAGUAUCUGCCAUCGGAGGAGCCGCACUCGCAAGGCAGCAACUCGGAUUCGGACUCGGAAUCGGGCCACGGUCAUCGUCAGCAGGGCUUCAAUGGUCCGAAUAGCUCACAGUACUACGAGGGACAGCAGCAACAUGGCCAGGAACAGCAGCAACAUGGCCAGGAGCAGCACCAACAUGGUCAAGGACAGCAGCAAUAUCUCCCGGGACAGCAACAACAUCGCCCUCAGCAGGAGGAGGAGGACUCUUGGCAAUCGGUUUUCUCCCCGCAGCAGCACCACCAUGGCUUGGGAAACAACCAGCCACAUCAUCAGGGUCCUGGACACCAGGCAUAUAGUGAGGGCUUGGGCCAUGAGCAACAUCGCCAACAGGCUUCCAAACAGGGCUACCAGGGCUACCAGGGCUACCAGGGCCAUCAGCUCAACGAACACUCUUACGAAUCACCCCACCAGCAACAUCAGCAGCAGCGAAAGGAGUCCUGGAGCUCAAUUCAAGGCCAGCAGUCAGAGCUAUAUGCACCCCAGGGAGGCGAGUCCUGGCAAUCUUCGCAGGGUCAUAGCUUCCAGCCACAACAACACCAACAAUACAGUCAACAGCAACACCAGCAGCUCCAGCAGCAUCACAAUCGCUAUGAUCAACAGCAGCUGCCUCUGCGCGGUGACCUGUGGCAGCCCAUCCGUGAACUUGACCUCGAGAAACUCCCCUCGGCCGAGGCCCAGGCCAAUAGCCACAAGACGAUCGCUGCUCCCGGACGAGAUGUAAAACUAGUGCCGAGUUACACGCUUUCCAGCGAUUUUGAGCACGAUCGGUUCAUUGGAUUGGAUGCCCAGGACACUCGUCUGCUAACCCAAUCUCUGCCAGAUGCCUACCGGAAGCAGCUUUUCUCCUCGCCCUCGGGUCCCUCCUCUGUGGGGCAGCGACAGCAUGAGCAGCAGCUGGGUGGAUACCAAGCUUUUGGUGGUUCCCAAGAAGGUGCCAUUGGUGCUUCCCACGGAGGUUACCUCGGAGGUUCCCGUGGUGGGUCCUCCCCCAACUUUCUGCAAAUGCAGUCCCACUCGUACCAGCUGCCUUCCACCCACAGCACACUCAGGGAAUGGCCACAGGACGAGCAGCAGCAGCAGCAUGGAUCUCAGCAGAAGGCCACCGGCAAUCGUCAGUACUCGGCUAGUGCCUAUGCCGUCUCCCCACCUUAUCUGCACUCCUCUGAGCCCUCCCAGCCGUCCAAAAACAGCUUGACCCAUCCUAGCCGUGAGUUCCAGCCGCCCUACUACUAAUUCCAUUUCCAUUCCAUGGUGGAACCUCCACCUUAAAAUCCUGGACCCUCUUCUCAAACACCCUAUUCAACAUUCGCCUUUCUCAGGAAAAGCAUUUGGCCCGAAAAGCGAAACUAUUUUUAUAAGAACUGUAUAGAUGAAUACAUUUUCAAUUUUUUUUAUUUAAUAAAGAAUGCAUUGAUGAACAUAA
Molecule: messenger RNA, 1682 nt
Organism: Drosophila biarmipes
Lineage: Eukaryota; Metazoa; Arthropoda; Insecta; Diptera; Drosophilidae
Product: GATA zinc finger domain-containing protein 10
Exons: 2
Coding region: 86-1492 (468 amino acids)
Source: RefSeq, a predicted model, not a curated record